AUUUAGGUUAAGCUUCUGCUUCCGUGUUUUGUUUAUAUUCUGUGACUGUGAGGCUUCUUGUUUUGGUAGAACAAUAUAACCAAAAUAUUUGUUAAUAUUUAAAAACAAGUAAUAUUCAGGGGUAAAGUAGUUUGAUUUGUGUAGUGGUGUGCACAGUGAAUUGAUAUUUAUAUUUCUAAAGACCUCAAGAUCUCUUAUACAGUUCUAUCCCUGCAUCACUAUAUAGAAACAUUUCUGCUUUGAGACUGGGAAAGAACCAUGGCGCAUUAUAAAGGUGCAGCCAGUGAGGCAGGCAGAGCCAUGCAGCUCAUGAAGAAGCGAGAGAAGGAAAUGCAAGAUAUGGAAAUACGCAAGAAAAAAAUUGAGGAAGACCUCAAACUAAACAACAUUGAGACCAAAUUUGCUACUCAUUAUGAUGCUGUGGAGCAACAACUGAAGACCUCAACUAUUGGUCUAGUUACGCUAGAUGAAAUGAAAGCCAAACAAGAAAACAUAGUGAAAGAGAGAGAGAAGAAGCUAGCACAGAAACAAGCAGAAAAGGAAAGAGAGAAACAGAGGCAACUUGAAGCCAAGCAAGCUGAGAAAAAUAAACAGAAGAAACAGAUUCAAGCUCUAUCUUUUUCACUGGAUGAAGAUGAAGCAGAUGGCGAUGAUGAUGACCACUCCGUAAAUGAAAGGAAAGAGAUAGCAACCUUUAAAAGGCCGGUUGAAGAAGUUGAAAAGUCUAACUUGAAGAAAAUUAAGAAGGAUCCAAAUGUAGACACAAGUUUUUUACCUGACAGGGAAAGAGAGGAAGAGGAAAACAGACUCAGGGAAGAGUUGAGACAACAGUGGGCAGAACAACAACAGAAACUGAAAGAGGAAGAAAUUGAUAUUACAUUUAGUUACUGGGAUGGUUCCGGACACAGAAGAACAGUCAGAGUAAAAAAAGGAAACUCCAUCUAUCACUUUUUGCAGAAGGUAUUGGAACUUCUUAGAAAGGAAUUUUCUGAGCUGAAAACUGUGAUGGCAGAUCAGCUGAUGUAUGUCAAAGAAGAUUUGAUAUUACCACAUCACUACACAUUUUAUGACUUCAUUGUGACAAAGGCUAGAGGAAAGAGUGGACCUCUGUUCCAGUUCGAUGUCCAUGAUGACGUCAGACUUGUAAAUGACGCAUCAGUUGAAAAAGAGGAAUCCCAUGCUGGAAAAGUACUACUCAGGAGUUGGUACGAAAGGAACAAACAUAUAUUUCCUGCUAGCAGGUGGGAGCCUUAUGAUCCUACUAAAUCGUAUGACAAGUAUACUGUGUCUGAUAAAAGCAAAAAGUAAUUGGUUAUUUAUUUUACGUUUAUGACAUUUUUUUAAUAUAGUUUUUGUUCAUAAAAAAUA
Messenger RNA from Acanthoscelides obtectus, 1368 nucleotides. The record is from the annotation of a GenBank genome assembly. NCBI's taxonomy places the organism in Eukaryota, Metazoa, Arthropoda, Insecta, Coleoptera, Chrysomelidae.